This is a messenger RNA of Cynocephalus volans (Philippine flying lemur), 933 nucleotides long. RefSeq names its product olfactory receptor 5A2-like. Gene Ontology annotation, cellular component: membrane. Gene Ontology annotation, molecular function: G protein-coupled receptor activity; odorant binding; olfactory receptor activity. Gene Ontology annotation, biological process: G protein-coupled receptor signaling pathway. NCBI's taxonomy places the organism in Eukaryota, Metazoa, Chordata, Mammalia, Dermoptera, Cynocephalidae. The transcript has a single exon. The record is from RefSeq and is a predicted model, not a curated record. Bases 1 to 933 code for a protein of 310 amino acids.
AUGAUGAAUCAGAGUACAGUGGCACGAUUUAUCCUAAAGGGUUUCUCAGACAUCCCUGCAGUGAACGCUGUAUGCACAGGUAUUUUUCUGAUCAUUUACAUUUGUGGGCUUUUGUGGAAUAUCUCUGUCAUCACGGUGAUUAUCAAAGAUAGCCACCUUCGUACACCCAUGUAUUUCUUCCUAAAGAAUUUGUCCUUCUUGGAUGUGUGCUAUACUUCGGUCACCAUGCCCAAAGCCAUUGCCAAUGCCAUCUUGGGUUCUGAGGAUAUUUCUCUUCCAGAGUGUGUUGUUCAGCUCUACCUGUUUUUCGCCCUGGCCGCCACUGAAUGCUUCUUGCUCACUGCGAUGGCCUAUGACCGCUGUAUGGCCAUCUACAGGCCCCUUCUCUAUGGGGUGUCAAUGAAUAAGAAAGUCUGCUGGGAGCUGGUUUCCUCCGCCUGGAUCUGUGGUGCUCUCUACUCCAUUUUACACACCAUCAAUACCUUCUCCCUCCCCUUCUGUGGACCUAACGUCAUUGAUCACUUUUUCUGUGACAUUCCUGCUGUCAUGAGGCUCUCCUGUGCUGACUACCAUGCAAAUGAAGAAUUGAGUUUUAUAUACUCAAGCUGCAUCAUCAUGGGAGCCUUUGCUCUCACCCUAAUCUCCUACAUGUGUGUUAUCUCCACCAUCGCCAAGAUCCAGCAUGUGCAGGGCCGCUGGAAAGCCUUCUCCACCUGCUCUUCUCACGUGACCUCCGUUCUCCUGUUCUACGGAACUGGAAGCUCCAUGUACCUGGCACCUACCUCCAACUAUUCUCCUAUCCAAGGGCGGUUGGCUGCUCUGUUUUACUCCAUCAUCACACCCACCUUGAACCCUGUCAUUUAUUGUCUGAGGAAUAAAGAAAUGAAAGUAGCUCUUACGAAAGUGUACCAUCAAAUCCAGAGAAGAAACUGA